Molecule: messenger RNA, 1843 nt
Organism: Carya illinoinensis
Lineage: Eukaryota; Viridiplantae; Streptophyta; Magnoliopsida; Fagales; Juglandaceae
Product: aspartate aminotransferase, cytoplasmic-like
Exons: 12
Coding region: 188-1489 (433 amino acids)
Biological process (GO): amino acid metabolic process; biosynthetic process
Cellular component (GO): mitochondrion
Molecular function (GO): L-aspartate:2-oxoglutarate transaminase activity; pyridoxal phosphate binding
Source: RefSeq, a predicted model, not a curated record
UUAUUACCAUUUGUAUCCAAACAGUUGCCGAAAACCAGAGAAGCCGCGCGCUUGUAUUCUUUGUUUUUCGAAGAGCGUUUAAAGGACUUGGAGGGACGACGACAUCCGCCAUUGUUUUGGUUCAGCUUCUUCUCUUUCACUAACUGACCGCAGGUUCAACGCUCUCCUCAGACACCUUUCGCUUCUCAUGGACUCUCUGCAUCCCAACGAUGCCAUUCUUGCUUCUCCCACCUCCGGCCUUCAUGCUGAUUCCGUGUUCGCUCACCUUCAUCGCGCUCCCGAAGAUCCCAUCCUCGGGGUGACUGUUGCAUAUAACAAAGAUCCAAGCCCCGUUAAAGUGAAUGUCGGCGUUGGCUCUUACCGGACUGACGAAGGAAAACCUCUUGUUCUGAACGUAGUCAGGCAGGCAGAGCAGAAGCUUGUUAAUGACAGGUCACGCGUGAAGGAAUAUCUUCCUAUUGUUGGACUCGCAGAAUUCAAUAAAUUGAGUGCUAAGCUCCUUCUUGGUGCUGACAGCCCCGCCAUUCGAGAGAACAGGGUUACUACUGUUCAAUGCUUGUCUGGUACAGGCUCGUUGAGAGUCGGAGGUGAAUUUUUGGCUAGACAUUAUCAUCAACCCACCAUAUACAUUCCCCAGCCAACGUGGGGAUACCACCCAAAAGUACUUGCUGGAGCAGGUCUAUCUGUAAAAACAUACCGUUAUUAUGAUCCAGCAACACGUGGGCUAAACUUCCAAGGCCUCCUUGAAGACCUUGGUUCUGCCCCAUCUGGAGCUAUUGUGCUCCUCCAUGCAUGUGCUCACAACCCCACUGGUGUUGAUCCAACCAUACAGCAGUGGGAUCAGAUCAGGCAGUUGAUGAGAUCAAAAGAGCUAUUGCCUUUCUUUGACAAUGCUUAUCAGGGUUUUGCAAGUGGAGAUCUGGAUGCAGAUGCAGAGUCUGUUCGUAUGUUUGCUGCCAAUGGUGGUGAAUGCCUUGUAGCCCAGAGUUAUGCCAAGAACAUGGGACUCUAUGGGGAACGCGUCGGCGCCUUGAGCAUAGUCUGCAAGACAGCUGAUGUUGCAAGCAGGGUUGAGAGCCAGCUGAAACUUGUAAUCAGGCCAAUGUAUUCAGUUCCACCCAUUCACGGUGCAUCUAUUGCGGCUACCAUCCUCAAGGAUAGGGACAUGUACAAUGAAUGGACUAUUGAGUUGAAGGCAAUGGCUGACCGUAUUAUCAGCAUGCGCCAGCAACUUUUUGAUGCCCUGCGUGCUAGAGGUACACCUGGGGACUGGAGUCAUGUUAUUAAGCAGAUUGGAAUGUUUACUUUCACGGGAUUGAACUCAGAACAAGUUGCUUUUAUGACGAGAGAGUACCAUAUAUACAUGACAUCUGAUGGGAGAAUUAGCAUGGCAAGUCUGACCUCCAAGGCAGUCCCACAUCUGGCGGAUGCAAUUCAUGCGGCUGUUACUAUGUUGUCUGAAUCUGUUACCAGCAGAGUGUCUUCCUAAGGAUUAUGGAUUAUGGCUUUCCUAAAGUUUUUGUCCGAACUAGAGUCUAGAACGAGAGAGAUAUAAACAUAUAAAGCGGACACCAUUAAAUACUCAAUACAUAUUAUAGAAUCUAUUUUCUGUUUUUAUCUCUCUUCAUUUUCGAAGCUAGAGUUCGGCCAAGAACUUAAGGAUCCAAAAUCCAAAUCCCAUCUGAAGACUCUUCCGUUUUGCUACUUUCUUGUAAUAAUUGCUCCCUCGAGUAUUGAGGAAUAUCUAGAGGGAUUUGCUUUAACCUAAAGAAAUUGUGAUCACUUUUUACAACCUGUAUCAUCGAGACAUUGCUUUUUUAUUAAUGGCUUAUUCAUUUUCUUC